This is a messenger RNA of Folsomia candida, 4769 nucleotides long. RefSeq lists its product as uncharacterized. The transcript is spliced from 11 exons. Gene Ontology annotation, molecular function: protein tyrosine/serine/threonine phosphatase activity. The record is from RefSeq and is a predicted model, not a curated record. NCBI's taxonomy places the organism in Eukaryota, Metazoa, Arthropoda, Collembola, Entomobryomorpha, Isotomidae. Gene Ontology annotation, cellular component: cytosol. Gene Ontology annotation, biological process: protein dephosphorylation. Bases 1263 to 2690 code for a protein of 475 amino acids.
UCAAGCUCCAAGGACUUCCAAGGGCACAUAUGAAAUACAAAAGUAAGCCAAGAAAGUGAAUAAUAUGUGAAGGCGCCAUGGUCCCGUGCCUAGUCACACAAUGGAGCCAUCCGAUAAAGACUCUAGCCUUGGUUAAACCCGAGAUUUAGAUGUGCAAUCUGGAAGCUUAAACUUGGUUAGUAGCAGGAAAACACGAACAACUCAGUUAUGUCCUCAAGAAUUGCAGAUUGAAGCGAAUUGUUGAGAGCUAGAGCGAAUUUAUUUUGUCGUGUGAUGUGGUGGUGAUGUGGAUGAAUAGAGAUUUACGUGCACUACACAAGUUCAACUCAAGAUAAGUACGUGUCAGUGAAGCUAUGCUGUAAAUAUACACGUACAGAGAAAAGAUUUUUUUGAGAGAGGGAAUACUAUACAUCUUAACUUGGGUGGUGGUGAGAUGCACGGAGGAAAGCGCCGAGCGGAUGCAUGCCGUAUAAGUAUGCAUGCAAGUGUAUAAAACCUGCUUGGUUAGUAGCAUCCAUCUCUACAUAUAUGAAAAUAUGCAACCUCGUGUCCCGUCACCACUGCACUGCAAGAAGAAGAAGAAUGAACCUGUUUUGAGCAAACGGGCCUUUUCCAGGCUGGACUGGUAAACUUUCCGAGGGCAGCGCAGUUUUCCCUUGUCCCGUUAUCGGGAGGAGAAAGUUUUUGCCUCCUCUAGGCUGUUUGGCAUACUAGUUGGAGUGGAGAAAGUAUGGAUGGGAGAACAUCGCAGCAGCAGAAGAGUGAGUUUUUGGGUAUAAGAGGAUUUGUGGAGACGGAUCCCAGCCGCAGUGAUCAGCACGCUACGGGUGUGAUUGGAUUCACCACCUUUUGGUGUUUCUUUUCCCUUCACCGCAGUACCGGUCAGUCCCUUCCCCAACUUCUCCACCCCCACAAUAACCUACAGUAACCCACACCCCAAUAUCCAGUGUGCCCCAUGUGUGCUCUUCCCGUCUUAUAAAUACUCGUAAUUAGUUGACCAACCUACUUCUCCUGCAUACAAAGUACUUCGUCUUCGACUCUCUUGAAACCAUAAUCCGCAUUAUGAGUUGACCUUAUAUUUCCUCUCGCUCAUUUCCGAAUUUAUUUCCUUCUUUACUUUUUUCAAUCAAAGUUAUCCCUCUAUUUCCGCUCUUCCCAAGCAGAAGCAGCAGUACAGAGUUUCUUGUAUUCAAUGUGUCCACUUGUAACAAAGCCUUCCUACAUGUCACCCAUAACUCACUUUAAUUCGUCCGUGCCUCACGAUGGGCAAUGGCAUGAAUAGGGUACUUCCAGGAUUAUUCGUUGGAAAUUAUAGGGAUUCAAAGGACGCUGGACAGCUUGAGCGUCAUAGAAUCACGCACAUCAUUGCGAUUCACGAUUGUGCCCGUCGAUUACAUACGGAUAAGGAAUAUCUUUGCAUCACAGCAUCUGAUACUCCUUCGCAGAAUCUCCAACAAUUUUUUCCUGCGUGCAAUGACUUCAUUCACGAAGCGAGGGCCGAAGGUGGGAAUGUUCUCAUUCAUUGUUUGGCCGGCAUGUCUAGAAGUGUCACGAUCGUGGUGGCUUAUAUUAUGAGCAUUUCAUCGCUUCGGUGGAAUGAAGCUCUCAAAGUCGUCAGAGGAGCUCGAGCCGUAUCCAACCCAAACAGCGGAUUUCUAAAGCAGUUGCAAGAAUAUGAUAACACCAAGCUGCUCGACGAGCGAAGACGGUUGGUGGACAAAUUCCCAGGGACGCCGCAAUUCGAACAUGACGAAGAGCAUUGCAGGAGGCUUUUGAUUUCAUACGAUCAUCUUCUUCUUGCCAAAGCAAUUUGCGAUGGGCGAUGCACAUCAGCUAGAAUUUGUCCCACAGGAACUUGCCGAGCCCAUGCAUCAUCACGAUUUACCAGGCAAAGAUCAGGUGAAAACUCGCCGCGAGGGAGUACCAAGUCAUUGGACAGCAGUGGAAACGAACCACCGUCUUCCCCCCGGAACUGGGAACGACAUUAUGGUUGCUGGAAAAAUCAUGUUCGUAAUCAACCAGGCUCCACAUCCACACCUGCCAGCCCAAUACUCUACAGGACUUCAAAGUCCCAAUCUCGAAGGAGUGAUUCCAUGUUAUCAAUUUCUUCCGUAUCUUCCAUUACGUCGUUGCCAGGCCAGAUUUCAUUGGAGAAAGACUCACCUCGCAUUAGGCCGGAUCGGAAGGAUGCCCUCCUUUCCACCCAGUCCUGCCCCAACUCUCCACGACGAAUGCCGAGAAAGCCUGGAGCAGCACUGCUGGUAACUCAGUCUCAACUUGGAUCCCUUGGGUCUGGAGUGUCUCCAAUUGAUGUAGCAAGACUGCUCGCAGCUAAAGACAAACGGACAGAAGACACUCUUGCUGUUCCUUUGCCGUCUUCUUCUUCUUCUUCUGCUACGCCUUCCUGUCCUGAUCCUGCUACGUCCACAUCGUCCUUGACAGAAGUGUCAAAAAAUAACACUGUUGGAGAAUCGAGUGCCAGCAGCAGUAGAACUGCGACAAGUUGGGGGACCCCACCACCAACAAGUAGUCCGUGCCAUCGAUUUAUAGCUCAUAACAACGCUCAUGCUGCUGGAGUUCCAGCUCCGACCACCACUGCAAGAAAUACCAUACACGAUCGUGCACGUGGUAUAACUCGCUGGGUUAUGAAGAGGAGUGCCUAUAAAUUUUCCUUUGAUAAGUCGUCGUAAGGACUGCACAACAAUCAUUUAAGGUGUUACGUAUAUUUAUUAACAACCCACUUUCGAGUAAUUUCGUGGCCUACACACAUUUCUGCUCUCUCACCCGUCGCAUCAUUAUGUGCAUAUUUACAUACAUGGUACUACAUAUAUAGGAAUGAACGCAUAUAUAUGGAUAUUCAUUCAUAGGAACCUGUCCAAACUUUAUACCUUCCAAUAAUAGUCACUGUGAAAGCUUACAAACUUGCAUCACGGUGCAUACGUAUAGUUGAAAUGCUUCGGAACCAAUAUAAGGAAAACGCUUAUCAAUUUCUCAUAAAAUAUGAGCAAUUGCACACUCAUGCUAAAGUACUUAUAACGUAGCGGCCGUGAGUGGUGGACCCAAUUUUCUGUUGUUAUCAUGACACCUAAUACUACAUACAUACAUGCAUACCAUGCUUAUAGAAAGAAGAGAUUCAAAUGUUUCAGAGUUAUCAUGGGAAACAUGACUGCAGUGAAAUUUGCUAUAAUUCAGAGAUUCAGACACAUCGCUACAUUCGCAUGAUUACAUAUUCAUUACACAUAUUACACAUUUAUCAGCAUACUCGGAGACAUCGCCCUUGCAGAUUUACGACCAUCUAACUAGAUUAUUCUUUGUUUAAGGAAUUAGAGGAAAUCGCGUUUAUUUGAACCUCGCGUUUAUUGUGUGCGUGUAUGUGCACAGAUCCAUAAGCGAUCACUUUUCACGAAGGUUCUUAAGUUGGGCAUAAACGAUGUAUGAGCAUGCGGGAUUAUAACACUAGUACAUACAAUCGAAAUUUUAUUAAGAGCAAUUCACUAAAAUUGAACCAACUGGAAAACUGGAGCAAGUCUCUCCUGUCAUUUUUUAUGCGUGAGAAAUACAUGAAAAGCAAAGUAUUGUGUUGACUCGGGUCACUAACAUAUAAGGAAUAUUUCAUAGCCUCCGUGAUUAAUGGGAGACCAAGUGAUUUGCUGAUUUUUUUGACGCGUUGUUAUUAACGAGUUUCGCAUCACCAAGAUAAAUGCUGGUCAUUAAAGGUGCUGGUCGUUGUUGAACGAUAGAAAGGUUUAUGCCUUAUCUUACCUUAUCAGAAAUGCAAGGUACCUGCAACUAGGUGCCCUGGUGUUUGCAAUAAAUGGGCGUUUGUACAUAAUAAAUGUCACGUCACGACUUAAAAUGGUGCUACUUUACUAAUUUUACUCAUCAUCAUUGGCAUUAAUAUUGGUCAGCCUACAAUGAUUUAAAAUUGCCAUUGUGAUUAUAUAAUGCAAGUGUAGACAUCUACAAAUACAAUAAAAAUCGUUAACCUAUAGCGAAAAGCCAAUAAUUAGAUACAUAAAUGUACAUACCUACAUAUAUCUACAUGUCCCCCGUACAUAACGAUGAUAAUCGAACUUGACAAUUAUGGGCAAGUCAGGAAUGAAUUGAGAAGUAUAAUUUCUGUAAGUUGAUAUGCUUAUAUUAAGAAAACUAAGGUGAAAAAGACAAUGCCCGAAAUGCAUAAGUAAUGAUAAUUCUGCGUGCGAGUUAUAAUGACGAGUAUGCACUUUCUCCACUCCCUGAGGAUGAGAACUGUAAGCACAAAUACUAAAAUUAAAUGUGCUGAUACCUUCGUCAUUUUCACUUUGUUUAUUCAGUAAAAUGCUUUUGUAAAUGCGUGCAUCAAUUGCGCAGUCUUUUACUUUGAAUCUUACUCCCCUGUAAUCUGACUACAUGUUAUGCUAUUUUUUAUAUUCUUGAUCAAUGAACUUAAUUUGCAUAAUGAAAUGAUUAAUUUUAAAAUAUUGAUUAUGCUUUGAUCCUAAAAUGGAAAUGCGUCAUUGGUAUUUGUAAUGCGUUAAUGAAAUGACAUGGAAAGGACCAUAUGAACAUUAAAUAAUUGUGAACUCGACUGUAGUGGAGCAAUCAUUUAGAUAAGUACGCUACGCUUUCAUGAAGUAAUAAAAGUUUAUGGACAUAUUUAUAAUUAAGUACAUACAUAUAUGCAAUUGUAUUACGAAUGUGAUGAAAGAUUUUGAAAUUAAAUUUGAAUACCACUGUACAUUCAAUAGAAAUAAAGAUAUAGCUUUCAUUUGCGAGUGCAUAAAUUA